Molecule: messenger RNA, 1182 nt
Organism: Aureobasidium subglaciale EXF-2481
Lineage: Eukaryota; Fungi; Ascomycota; Dothideomycetes; Dothideales; Saccotheciaceae
Exons: 1
Coding region: 1-1182 (393 amino acids)
Cellular component (GO): mitochondrial matrix
Molecular function (GO): protein binding
Source: RefSeq, a predicted model, not a curated record
AUGGCCGUCGCAUCUUCCAGACAGCCUUUUGUCUGUCUCCGUCGACUACCCAAGACGAGACGCACAUACUCGACCACGCAAACUCCGCUCCCACCCACGCCCCCAGCCUCCGGCGCAGCAAAACUCACCACCCGCCGCCUAAUCUCCCUCCACGGGCCCGACGCACCUAAAUUCCUCCAAGGCAUCAUAACCAACAACCUCAGCACAGCCACUCGCUCAGGCUUCUUUGCCGCCUUUCUCACCGCUCAAGGAAAAGUGCUGCAUGAUGUCUUUGUGUACCCCACCUUGGGCUCUGGCUUCCACGAUUUGCACAACAAGACCGAGGAUCCAGGAUUUUUGGUCGAGGUGGAUGAAAAGGAGACGGGCAAUUUGCUGAAACAUCUCAAGAGGCAUAAAUUGCGGUCGAAAUUUGCACUCAGGGUGUUGGAAGAGGGCGAAUUGGAUAUUUGGAGCGUGUGGCGGGAGCAGGAGAAAUGGACGCCUCAUCCUGCAUUACCUAGCAGUCAAGGUGCGAAUAUCGAUACACAAGGCAACAUCACACUCAUCGACACACGAGCCACCGGUUUAGGCCAAAGGAUCCUGUUACCCUCCACAUCGGCACUGGACACUUUUUCAAGUAUGCAAGGGGUUCAAGAUGUGGGAUUGGCAGCAUACACGAUACGAAGAUAUCUACGCGGCGUCCCUGAAGGUCAAGACGAAAUCCCUCGCGAUGAUGUGUUGCCCAUGAAUACCAAUUUCGACAUUAUGAGCGGUAUAGACUUUAAAAAGGGAUGUUAUGUGGGCCAAGAGUUGACGAUACGGACACAUCAUACUGGAGUGGUUAGAAGGCGUGUUUUGCCUGUUGCAUUGUUCGACUCUGCUUCCUCACCACCAGAGAAGAUUGUCUAUGACGCGAGCACAAAGGUUGCAGUGCCGGAACGCAAUACGGAGAUUAAGAUUGAGGGCAAGAGAGGUAAACCGGGGAAAUGGAUUAAUGGCGUUGGAAAUGUUGGGUUGGCCAUGUGUAGGUUGGAGUUGAUGACUGAUUUGCAGGUUACGGGUGAGCCUAGCACUUUUAGCGCAGAGGAUAGGUUUAUUGUCAAGAGUGAGCAAGAUGCAAAGGCGUUAGGUGUCAAGGCUUUUGUGCCUGAUUGGAUGAAGAGUAAGAUUAGAGCUCCAAAGUUACAGAGGAGAGUAGAAUAG